GCGGGUGCGCGCCGGUGGGUGCCGGCGUCGCACCGCGUUUCCAAGGGGAAGGGAGGGCGGCGGGGCCGUGAGGAGGGGCGGCUCGGCCCGGCUCGGCCCGGCCCGGCAGCGCUAUGAGUCUGGCCUUGAGGAAUGAGCUUUCAGUAGACAAAACUAAAAAGAAGAAAAGAAGAGAACUGACUGAGGAACAGAAGCAAGAAAUUAAAGAUGCCUUUGAGUUGUUUGAUACAGACAAAGAUAGAGCAAUAAAUUAUCAUGAAUUAAAGGUGGCAAUGAGAGCCUUGGGUUUUGAUGUGAAAAAAGCUGAUGUACUGAAAAUACUUAAAGAUUAUGAUCGAGAAGCGACAGGCAAGAUCACCUUUGAAGAUUUUAAUGAAGUUGUGACAGACUGGAUAUUGGACAGAGACCCACAAGAAGAAAUACUCAAGGCAUUCAAAUUGUUUGAUGAUGAUGACUCUGGUAAAAUAAGUCUGAGAAACCUGCGCCGUGUUGCUAGAGAAUUGGGUGAAAACAUGUCUGAUGAAGAACUGCGGGCUAUGAUUGAAGAAUUUGAUAAGGAUGGAGAUGGAGAAAUCAAUCAAGAAGAGUUCAUUGCUAUUAUGACUGGAGAUAUUUAGCAUUAGAAGAAAAGAAAUGAACUCAGCACAAAGGGGAGGAAUCAUUGGCAGCUUCCAUUACAAUGUUUUGUACAUUCAUUCAUUUCUGUAGCUGGAGUGAUGCAGAAAAUUACCUUCCUCACAGGACCAAAAUAAAGACAGGUUAUAUCCACUUAUAGUUCAGCACUUUGUAUCAUUAAAUAUUAUCACUAGAAUAAUUGAUAUAUCAUUUUAGAACAAGUCAGUAAUGCUGCAUUUGAGAAUGUUCGAGUACUCAUUUGUAAAAUAGCUUUGUAUAGGAUUUCUAAAUUGUAUCAUAUUACAAGAACCUUUUGAGGUUGACUUUGUGUUAGCAUUAGCUAUGGCCUUAGUUUUGAUACAUGAGGUUUGACAAACUUCCAUUUUAAUAAAAUGUUCUUUACUAUUGCUACUUGAAA
Molecule: messenger RNA, 1033 nt
Organism: Tyto alba (common barn owl)
Lineage: Eukaryota; Metazoa; Chordata; Aves; Strigiformes; Tytonidae
Gene: CETN3
Product: centrin 3
Exons: 5
Coding region: 114-617 (167 amino acids)
Biological process (GO): spindle pole body duplication
Cellular component (GO): microtubule organizing center
Molecular function (GO): microtubule binding; calcium ion binding
Source: RefSeq, a predicted model, not a curated record